Molecule: messenger RNA, 624 nt
Organism: Nasonia vitripennis (jewel wasp)
Lineage: Eukaryota; Metazoa; Arthropoda; Insecta; Hymenoptera; Pteromalidae
Exons: 3
Coding region: 42-365 (107 amino acids)
Source: RefSeq, a predicted model, not a curated record
UAUUUUCUGUAUUUGGCCAAGCAUUCCUCGAAGCGGCUAAGAUGGAGACUGCUGUCAAUUCUUUUAAGAGGUGUGGUAUCAGCCCUUUCAAUCCAAAGAUAUUUUCUGCAUCUGAUUUUGCUACAGCCAGAAAAGAUACCAGUUCAGCUACAGAAGAAAACUCAUCAGUCACUCCAAGAGAUGCAGAGUCAGAGGCACGUAUUGUUCAUUAUACAGAUCUCAUUAACGAUAUAAUGAAUACUAGUCAAGAAGCUUCGAUACCUAAUCAAGAGGCUUUGAAACCCAGACAAGAGACUGUGAAACCUAGUCAGAGUUCGGCUCUUACCAAAAAAGUUGAUCAAAAGCAAGCAGAUGGUGAAAUUUGAAUUCCCUUGUCUUACAUUAUUCAGGCAAAACCACUUUUCAACUUUUUGAGACCUUAUUUCGAUACCUGUGCUACUCCAAAUGAACAAGAUGCGAGUGCUUUGGUAAAUUCAGAUAUCAUGUCAACGCCUAAUCAAUCAAUAUCAACUUCAUGUACGAGUACAGAAACUAUACCUGCUGAGAAGAAAAAAGGGAGAGUGAGAGGCAAAGCAGCCAUAAUCACAAAUAAAUCAUACAAAGAAGAGUUAAUUGCUGAAGAAA